Molecule: messenger RNA, 2998 nt
Organism: Condylura cristata (star-nosed mole)
Lineage: Eukaryota; Metazoa; Chordata; Mammalia; Eulipotyphla; Talpidae
Gene: MED26
Product: mediator complex subunit 26
Exons: 3
Coding region: 226-2025 (599 amino acids)
Biological process (GO): regulation of transcription by RNA polymerase II; positive regulation of gene expression
Cellular component (GO): nucleus; core mediator complex; mediator complex
Molecular function (GO): transcription coregulator activity
Source: RefSeq, a predicted model, not a curated record
AGCGGCAGCGGCUCCGGCGGCUCCUCCUCCUCCUCCGGUGGCGGCGGCGCCCCGGGCCCCGAGCCCCGGCUCCCCUCUCCGCCACCCCCGCGCGCCCUCUCCUACCCCGGCGCUGUGGGGAACAUGAGGCUCCGCUCCCGGAGGCCGGCGAGUGAGUGACCCACGUCCCCCGCCUCAGCCCGCCCGCCCGCCGGCCCGGCCGCUCCCCCCCGCCUCGCCCAGGCAAUGACAGCGGCUCCGGCGUCUCCGCAGCAGAUCAGGGACCGGCUGCUGCAGGCCAUCGACCCCCAGAGCAACAUCCGGAACAUGGUGGCGGUGCUGGAAGUCAUCUCCAGCCUGGAGAAAUACCCUAUUACCAAAGAGGCACUGGAGGAGACACGACUUGGGAAGCUCAUCAACGAUGUGCGCAAGAAAACGAAGAAUGAAGAACUUGCCAAGCGGGCCAAAAAGCUGCUGCGGAGCUGGCAGAAGCUUAUUGAGCCUGUGCACCAAAGUGAGAUGGCACUGCGAGGCUUAGCAGGCACUGCUGGCUCAGCCAAUGGGGGCGCGCACAACUGCCGGCCAGAAGCAGGGCCAGCUGGCACACCCAAGAGCAUCCAUGACCUGAAGAACCGCAAUGACAUCCAGCGGCUGCCUGGGCAGCGACUGGACAGGCUGGGCAGCCGCAAACGCCGAGGGGACCAGCGUGAUCUUGGCCACCCUGGACCACCGCCUAAGGUCUCCAAAUCGAGCCAUGACUCCCUGGUACCUAACUCAUCCCCCCUCCCCACCAAUGGGAUCAGCGGGAGCCCAGAGAGUUGUCCUGGCCCCUUGGACUGCAGUGGGCACUUGGGCCCUGAGGGCAGCCGCCUGGAACCAGGUGAGAAUGAUAAGCAUGGUGGCAAGAUCCCUGUUAACGCUGUGCGACCGCACACCAGCUCCCCAGGCCUAAGCAAGCCUCCGGGUCCCUGCUUGCAGACAAAGGCUGCGGUGCUGCAGCAGCUGGACAGGGUGGAUGAGACUCCUGGCCCCCCAUAUCCCAAGGGGCCACCUCGUUGCUCUUUUAGUCCCCGGAACUCACGGCACGAGGGUUCCUUUGCCCGGCAGCGGAGCCCUUACACACCCAAGGGCUCUGUGCCCAGCCCCUCACCACGGCCCCAGUCGCUCGAUGCCACACAGGUGCCAUCACCACUUCCGCUGGCUCAACCAUCUACACCCCCUGUACGGCGGCUUGAGUUGCUGCCCAGCACAGAGAGCCCAGUGCGCUGGCUGGAGCAACCUGAGGGCCACCAGCGGCUCACAGGAAUAACCUUGAAGGCAGGACUCUGCUUGACCGAGCCCCUCCUGACCCGUGCAGGCUUCUCCCCAGACUCCUCCCGGGCAGACAGUGAUGCUGCCUCUUCUGGUGGCUCGGACAGCAAAAAAAAGAAGAGGUACCGGCCUCGGGACUACACAGUAAACUUGGAUGGGCAGGUGGCUGAGGCAGGUGUCAAGCCUGUCCGGUUAAAAGAACGGAAGCUCACCUUUGACCCCAUGACGAGACAGAUCAAACCUCUGACCCAGAAAGAGCCAGUGCAGGCUGACAGCCCUGUGCACACGGAACAGCCCAGGACAGAGCUGGACAAACCUGAGGCCAAGGCCAGCCUUCAGAGUCCUUUUGAACAGACGAACUGGAAGGAGCUGUCGCGAAAUGAGAUCAUCCAGUCCUACCUGAGCCGGCAAAGCAGCCUGCUCUCAUCGUCGGGUGCACAGACCCCGGGCGCUCAUCACUUCAUGUCUGAGUACCUGAAGCAGGAGGAGAGCACCCGGCGCGGGACCAGGCAGCCACAUGUGUUGGUGCCGCAUGACCCGCCUACUGACCUCCCAGGGCUAACCCGGGAGGUCUCACAGGACGAUCUGAACCGAAUCCAGGCCCACCAGUGGCCUGGAGUAAACGGUUGUCAGGACACACAGGGUAACUGGUAUGACUGGACACAGUGCAUAUCGCUCGACCCGCAUGGCGAUGACGGGCGGUUGAACAUUCUGCCUUAUGUCUGCUUGGACUGACCGGCUCUCGGCCUCCAAGUGUAUUCCCACCUUGCAAUUAGCCAUGGCAGGUGGGUGAGCGGGCGGGUGGGCAGGGCCCAGCUGCCUCAGGUGGUUGGGAAUCCGGCCUAGGCAGGAGGGAGGGGACUGGGUCUCCAGGUCUCUCUGAGCUCUUCCCUCAAAAUUCUCCUUCUUUUGUGAAAUGCUGCUACCAGUUUACUAACAAAAUUGCAAAGGAAGGAUCGCGUGGAAGGAAGGCCGGCAAAAUGAGUUUAGAACUCUAUAGCAAACCAGCUAUAAAAAGCGUUGAUCCCCACCCAGAAGAGGUGUGGACACCCCAGCACCCACAUGCUGGGACCCCAGUUGCAGGCAGGCACAGAAAACCUGUGGGAGGUCACCUUGAACAUGGCAGCAGAGGCACGCGUCUCAUCUGUGUGCAGUUUCUGUUUCUCAAUCUGGGCUGAAGCAGGGGGCAUGCUGCCGCCUGUUUGUAGCCCACAUGGCAUUGGGCAGGCCAGCUGGCCAGCCGGUUUAACCCUUACUCCACGGGCAUCCACACAUUUGUAUUUGGUUUCAGUUAAAGCCCAGUUUUUAAAGCAAUGCUGCAAAAAUUUAAGUUUUCGACAGUUUAUUUUAUCCUCUUCUUUCCAUCUGACCACAAGCCAAAUAAUCCCCUCUCCCUUUUUUCCCCCCUUUCCUGCACUUAUCUAGAAAAGGUCACCUUUCUAGAGCCCCCUCCCCAAAACAUAAAAGUAACUGCGGGUGCUACUGGUGUGUGAGCUGUACUGUUGGCAAGAGGAGACCUGUCUGUACGCUGGAAACACUCAUAACCAUUCCUUUAGAUUCGUUUGCCUUAUGGUUAUUUGUCAUAAACGCGAUUUGCAAAAACAAGGAGCCUUAGUGAAUGUACAGUACCUAGACUUCUGUGUUCUCAGGACGCGGAAGGAAGCAACUUUGCUAUUUGGUCCAGUAAGUGGACAUCUUGUGAUAUAAA